This is a messenger RNA of Labrus bergylta (ballan wrasse), 5223 nucleotides long. RefSeq names its product DNA topoisomerase II alpha (gene top2a). Gene Ontology annotation, biological process: sister chromatid segregation; resolution of meiotic recombination intermediates; DNA topological change. Gene Ontology annotation, cellular component: nucleus. Lineage: Eukaryota; Metazoa; Chordata; Actinopteri; Labriformes; Labridae. Gene Ontology annotation, molecular function: DNA binding; DNA topoisomerase type II (double strand cut, ATP-hydrolyzing) activity; ATP binding. The record is from RefSeq and is a predicted model, not a curated record.
UUUCCUCCAAGCUUUGAAUUUUCGACCACGAAACGUUUCAGUGCAGCGCGAGGAGGGAGUUGUUUAGCUAGCGUUAGCAAUACACUUUUAAUAAGUAACUGCGGGUUUUUGCAGUAAAUAGAAGAAAAAUGGCCGAACCACUGAAGUCCUUCUUUGAAAACAAGCCUGUGGAAAAGACGAAGAAAGAUCCGAAAAGGUUGUCAGUGGAAAGGAUCUAUCAAAAGAAGACGCAGUUGGAGCACAUUCUGCUCCGGCCGGACUCCUACAUCGGCUCUGUUGAGCCUGUCACCCAGCAAAUGUGGGUGUAUGAUGAAGAGGAGGCUGAACUGAACUGCCGUGAUGUGACAUUUGUUCCUGGGCUUUACAAGAUUUUUGACGAGAUCCUCGUAAAUGCAGCUGACAACAAGCAGAGGGAUAAAAGGAUGUCCUGCAUUAAGAUCAACAUUGAUGUUGAAAACAACACCAUCAGUGUGUGGAACAACGGGAAGGGUAUUCCUGUGGUUUUGCACCAGGUGGAGAAGGUGUUUGUGCCUGCUCUCAUCUUUGGACAGCUGCUCACCUCCAGUAACUACGAUGAUGACCAGAAGAAAGUCACUGGUGGUCGCAAUGGAUACGGCGCUAAGCUGUGCAACAUCUUUAGCACAAAGUUCACUGUAGAGACCGCCUGUAAAGAGUCAAAGAGAAACUUCAAGCAGACCUGGUAUGACAACAUGGCUAGGACAGAGGAGCCUAAAAUCACUCCCUUUGGCAAAGAGGAAUUUACUUGCAUCACCUUCAAGCCUGACCUGCCCAAAUUUAAAAUGACCAUCCUGGACAAAGACACGGUGGCUCUGAUGACUAGGAGAGCUUACGACAUUGCCGGAGCCUCUAAGGGUGUCUGUGUGUACUUCAAUGGCAAGAAGCUGCCAAUCACAGGUUUCCGUAACUACGUGGACAUGUAUUUGAAGGACAAAGUGGAUGAGGUUGGCAAUCCCCUCAGUGUGGUCCAUGAGGUUGUCAACGAGCGCUGGGAAGUCUGCCUCACCAUGAGUGAGAAAGGUUUCAAUCAAGUCAGCUUUGUCAACAGUAUUGCCACGACCAAGGGAGGGAGGCACGUUGACUAUGUGGGUGACCAGGUGGUCAGCAAGAUCGUUGAAAUAGUGAAGAAGAAGAACAAAGCUGGAGUGGCCGUCAAGCCUUUCCAGGUGAAGAACCACAUGUGGCUGUUUGUCAACUGCCUGAUUGAGAACCCGACCUUUGACUCUCAGACCAAAGAGAACAUGACUCUGCAGCAGAAGACCUUUGGCUCCACUUGUCCUCUGAGUGAAAAGUUCAUGAAACAGGCUACUUCCUGUGGGAUUGUGGAAAGCAUCAUGAACUGGGUAAAGUUCAAGGCUCAGUCCCAGCUCAACAAGAAAUGCUCAGCUGUUAAACACACAAGAGUCAAAGGGGUGCCUAAAUUGGAUGAUGCCAAUGAAGCAGGUGGGAAGAAUUCCAUUGGCUGCACACUGAUCCUCACUGAGGGAGACUCAGCCAAGACACUCGCUGUGUCUGGCUUGGGAGUGGUGGGAAGGGACCGCUAUGGUGUCUUCCCUCUCAGAGGAAAAAUGCUGAACGUGAGGGAGGCCUCACUCAAACAGAUCAUGGAGAAUGCUGAAAUCAACAACGUCAUUAAAAUCCUUGGCCUUCAAUACAAGAAGAACUACAGCGACCCCGAAUCCCUUAAGUCUCUGCGUUAUGGCAAGCUCAUGAUCAUGACAGAUCAGGAUCAAGAUGGCUCCCACAUUAAAGGCCUGCUGAUCAACUUCAUCCACCAUAACUGGCCGUCUUUGCUGCGCCACAACUUCCUGGAAGAGUUCAUCACUCCCAUCAUCAAGGUGACUUUCAAGAAAACUCACAUGUCCUUCUACAGUAUCCCUGAAUUCGAUGAAUGGAAGGCUACCGUGUCCAACAUCAAAUCUUGGAAAAUAAAAUACUACAAAGGUUUGGGAACCAGCACAUCGCAGGAAGCCAAGGAGUACUUCUCUGAUAUGGAGAGACACCGAAUCCCAUUCAAGUACGGCGGCCCUGAAGACGAUGAGGCUAUCACCCUUGCCUUUAGCAAGAAGAAAGUGGACGAGAGAAAGGAGUGGCUGACGAACUUCAUGGUAAACAGGCGCCAGCGCAGGGAGCACAACCUGCCGGAGGACUACCUGUAUGGCCAGUCCACUAGCUCUCUCUCCUACAACGACUUUGUCAACAAAGAGCUCGUCCUUUUCUCCAACUCGGACAAUGAGAGGUCAAUCCCCUGCCUGGUGGAUGGUCUGAAACCAGGCCAGAGGAAGGUUCUGAUGUGCUGCUUUAAGAGGAACGACAAGCGGGAGGUGAAGGUUGCCCAGCUGGCCGGCUCUGUGGCUGAGAUGUCCGCCUACCACCAUGGAGAGGUCUCUCUGAUGAUGACCAUUGUUGGUUUGGCCCAGAACUUUGUGGGUAGCAACAACUUGAAUCUGCUGCAGCCUAUGGGUCAGUUUGGAACCAGGCUGCACGGUGGCAAGGACUCGGCCAGCCCUCGAUACAUCUUCACCAUGCUCAGCCCCCUUGCUCGCCUUGUUUUUCCAUCAUUGGAUGACAACUUGCUCAAGUACAACUAUGACGACAACCAGCGUGUAGAGCCUGAGUGGUACUUGCCCAUCAUCCCCAUGGUGCUGGUGAACGGUGCUGAAGGAAUCGGAACAGGCUGGGCCAGCAAGGUCCCCAACUUCAACAUCCGGGAGAUCGUAAACAACAUUCACCGCAUGCUAAAUGGAGAAGAGCCUCUGCCCAUGCUUCCAAGCUACAAGGGCUUCAAAGGUACAAUUGAGCAGCUGGUGGACAACCAGAAUUUGAUCAGUGGAGAGGUGUCUAUAAUCGAUUCCACAACAAUCGAGAUCUCUGAGUUGCCUGUCAAAUCCUGGACACAGGCCUACAAGGAGAAUGUGCUGGAGCCGAUGUUGAACGGCACAGACAAAGUCCCCGCUCUGAUCACAGACUACAAGGAGUACCAUACCGAUACCACUGUUCGCUUUGUGGUCAAGAUGUCAGAGGAGAAGCUGAUGGAGGCCGAGGCUGCAGGUCUCCAUAAAGUUUUCAAACUUCAGACCAUGCUCACCUGUAACUCGAUGGUUCUGUUCGACCAUGUGGGCAGCCUGAACAAAUUUGAGUCUGUGCAGGAUAUCCUCAAGAUCUUCUUUGAGUUGAGGCUGAAGUACUAUGUGCUGAGGAAGGACUGGCUGGCGGGCAUGCUGGGAGCUGAGAAUGCAAAACUCAGCAACCAGGCCCGCUUCAUCCUGGAGAAAAUCGAGGGCACCUUGGUUAUCGAGAACAAGGCGAAGAAGGAACUGAUCCGCAUGCUGCAGGAGAUGGGCUACGACUCCGAUCCAGUCAAAUCUUGGAAACAGGCUCAAGAGAAGCAUGUUGAGGAGAUAGACAAUGACGAAGAAGAAGCAGGGCAGGAGGACACCAGCGGGCCAGACUACAACUACCUGCUGAGCAUGCCCAUGUGGUUCCUCACCAAAGAGAAGAAGGAGGAGCUUUGCAAACAGAGGGAUGCUAAGAUGACGGAGCUGAACACCCUGAAGCAGAAGACCCCAGCAGACCUGUGGAAGGAGGACCUUGCUGCUUUCUCUGAGGAACUGGAGAGGUUGGAGCAAAAAGAAAAGGAUAUUGACAACAUGCCUGUUACAAAAGUGGUGAGUGGAAAAGGAAAAGGAAGGGCGGUGAAGGUGAAGAACGAGACUCUGCCAACGCCGCAUGGUCGGCGUGUUGUCCCACGCAUCACCAGCAUUAUGAAAGCUGAAGCUAACAAGAAAGCUGAACUGAAGAAAGGAGGAGGCAAGAGACUCAAGAGUAAAGAUGUGGUGAUGAAGAUGGAGUUUGAAGACAAUGCCGAGAAUGAAGAGAACGCUGUGCCGACUGAGAAGAUCGGUUUGGCUGCACGACUCAGCAAGAAGACUAAAACUCAGGCAAAGGAAAAAGCUUCAAAGACAAACAGGCAGAGCACUCUGCAGUUCAAGCCUGUUAUCAAGAAAAAUCCGUGGUCUGAUGAUGACCAGAUGGACGUUAUGUCAGACAGUGAACUGCAGACAGAAGAAGUGGUCGCCCCUAGAGUGCGGGUUGAUCGCAAAUCUAAAGCUGCGGUGAAGUACAGCCUGUCUGGCAGUGAGGAUGAAUUUGAUGACUUGGUGAAGACUAAAGCUCCGAAACGGAACGUUGUAACCAGUGAUGAUGACGACUUCUCUCCAGACCCCACCAUGGCUGACAGUGAUGUGGACUCUCCUGCCCCACCUCCAAAAAAAACAGAACCCGCGAAAAAGGUUACGAAAAGUAAAUCGGCAGUAAAAAAAUCUGAAACCAAGUCAAGCUCUCAGUCGGAUGAGCCUGCACCCAAGGCUCCAGUUCAACGUAAAACCAAAGAGACUGCACCCAAGAAAGCUCCCGCUGCAAGAACAGCUGCAUCCAAGAAGAAGGCUGCAGAUGUGAAGCAGCCAUCCAUCCUGGAUGCUCUGUCAAAGCCCAAACCUUCUUCCAACACAUCCACAAAGAAGAUACCGUCAUUUGGCUCCAGCGACUCGGAGGAGGAAAUCAAAGUAACAAAGACAAAGCCCGCCCUCAAACGCAAACAAAACGUCAGUGACGACUCCGACAGCAGCUCCGACGACCUCAUGUCUCGCCUAAAGGCCAAAACAACUGCAGCUGGCAAGAAAACUAAGAGGUGGGACGAUGACAGCUUCGAUGUUUCAGACCUGGAAGCAGAAGCUCCUGUUGCCGUGGCACCGUGUGAUAAGCCCACACGUGGCCGCAAACCUGUGACCUACAACGUGGACUUGGACUCCGACUCCGACUUUUAAAUUUCAGUAAAUUCAUUUAUGCGAUAGUUUUCUACCUAUUUUGUAUUAAGUACCAAUUCUUUAAGAAGCUACACAUAGUUAGUGCCGUCUGUUAACAUUAGCUUUGCUUUUUUCUCUAGAAGAAGUUGUGUCUUAUAUAGACCUCGUUGUGAUUCAUUGAUCCCAGAAAAAGUCCCUGUCCUGUCCAAGGGCAGAAGAGACAGAAAUGUUCUGAUUUAUUGACUGCUUGGACCUCAUGUUACCUUUCUGGAGAUCUACUUUUACCACCUUUUCUAAUCCAUUUUCCUGUAUGUGUUUUGUCUUGUCCUGUACAUAUUUCAAUGGCUGUUCUUUUUUUGUUGUUGGAAAUAAAGCUAACUUGUUUGCAUUCACUGUAAAA